Molecule: messenger RNA, 4422 nt
Organism: Coccidioides immitis RS
Lineage: Eukaryota; Fungi; Ascomycota; Eurotiomycetes; Onygenales; Onygenaceae
Product: nuclear migration protein
Exons: 2
Coding region: 1-3897 (1298 amino acids)
Biological process (GO): maintenance of protein location in cell cortex; dynein-driven meiotic oscillatory nuclear movement; microtubule cytoskeleton organization
Cellular component (GO): cell cortex; mitochondrion
Molecular function (GO): tubulin binding; phospholipid binding
Source: RefSeq, a predicted model, not a curated record
AUGGCUACCAACUGGGAAAGCGAACGGGAUUACUUCUCGCAGGACCCUUCCAGCCCAUCCGAUUCUUUCUAUAAAACUCCUCCCGCCUCGAUCUCCCGGCAUUCGUUGCAUCGCAGAGAUUCCUCUCCCGGCCCAUCGUCGUCACCAGCUCCAUUUCCAUCAGGUCGCCGAGAUGCAGAAUCGAGAGGCAACAUACACCUUGUAAACGAUGAUACAAUUUCUCCCCUGGAUCCUCGCAGGUUUACACCGACCUUACACGCCUCGCUUGUCUCGGAGAUAUUAUCGUUGCGCCGUGACUUGGAAAGUAAAACCAAGGAGAUCGACACACUCGAGUUAAGUCUGGAAAAUGCAAGAACAGAGGCAGAAUCACUUCAAGAGACCGUUUCCAAGAAUGCCCAGGAGACUCGUUCUCUUAAACGGCAGCUACAGCUGCUGGAAGGAGGCUCUAAUUCGGCAAUAACGGACCUAGCAAAGGAGAGAGACGAGGCUUUGGAAAACAUAUCUGAUGUUCGGAAGAGACUUGAGGUAUCACAGAAGAAGGUUCGGGCCCAAGAAGAGCAAAUUGAACAGACUCAGUUGCUAUGGAACCAAGAUAAGCAGAAGUGGGAUGAAGAGCGGCGGAACCUCGACAGAAAAGUUCAUGUGGUCGAAGGGCGAUUGAAGCUUGUUCUCAGCGAAAUCGCUGCUGCGGAGGCUUUCAACGCAAAUCGCCCAGAGAACGAAGAAGACCUUGAUGGCUAUAGACGAGAUGGGGCCAUCACACGAGACAGCGACGCCGCGACUGUUAGGUCGAGCAGUGCAGCAGGAAGACACAGGAGAAGUACUGCCAGCAUUGGCAACGACGGAGAUCUCCAAAACUUCCGAUACUCUAUCAUGAGCCAAGUCAAUGGUCACGCAUCAAAGGCUGGAGCCCUUAAUCUUGCAGAUGAGCUUGCGUUUGACGAAGAACACGAAAAUACAAGCUAUAGCACCGAGGAUGAGCGUCCAGAAUCGCGUGAUACUCUUCCUGAAGAAAAUUACAUCCCAAAUCAGUCGCAUCCACUGGACUUGAAAGCCCGGAGAAUUUUAGGCCUCUCUUUGGAUGCUCCUGAAAUGCUUGUCCAAAGAUCUCUGGCGACGAACGACGUUAUGGAUGAUGAUGCCAAAACAAUCUCGGGCAACAUGCGAUUUGAAUAUAAGGACAUGGGUAUUCAGUAUACUCCUCCCCCAUCUCCUAAGCUCAUCCCCGACAAACCUCCGGUCGUUUUCCAAUCUUGCGGUACGCAAACGGAGGAAACCGACACAGUCGAAAAGGACCAGGACCCAAAAAAUGCGACUAUUCCUCGAGAAACAGUGGACCAAGGCACAACUACAACUCCUGUUGUGAUGAUAGCUUCCUCAUGCCAAACGAUAGAGGAAGUAAAGCCUCAAGCCGAAAUACCCAGUGGCGAAGUUUCAACUACACCAGAAACAGCCUCUGCCAGCACCCAAACCGACGAUGUAGAGAUCAAAGAAGCCGUGCAGCCCCGGCUUCAGAUGCCUAUUCCAAUAAUCACCGUUCAUCCUCCUGGAUCAAAUCCUCCAUCGCCAAGGAGCAGCGUAGUUCUGCCGCCGCAAACAAAAUCUGCCGCCUCCCAAACUGAUUCCGAAUUACCCUCGAAUACUCGUUGCUCCGGGAUGCAAACGGAAGAAAUACGAGUAGAUAAACGAACAUUAAACCUUCGAACCGGGCUGCUACCAUCGGCUAUGCCCGAUAAACCUCUCAGUUCCGAUAUGUCUGAUGUAUCUUCUAGCCUGCCAGUUUCCCCUUACUUCCCUCCACCUCCAAAAUCGCCGCGAAGGAAACUUCGUAACCCUCCACCAGUUGAAAGUCCCCCCAGAAUCACCAAAACGCAACACUUCGACACGUAUCAAGCCUACCCAGGAAAUAAUGAUAAUGGCCCCCUUACUGAAGAUGAGCACUCAGAUAUCCGUCGACCAUUUAGAUCGAGCAGCCUCUUUGCUGGUUUUGGCGAUAUGAGCGACGAAGAGACACAGCAAAAACGGCAAGAGUUAUUUAGUGAUGACGAGCUGUUGAACCGGCCAAUGGCGUCGUAUACCUUGAAGUCUGGGAAAUUGGUCUCCAAGAACUCUCCCAAUAUCCUUAACGAUAACCCUGAAAAAAUACACGAUGGUCAAUAUUCUCCCAGGGAAUCUAUAGACAGAGAAGUGAAACUCCAUCGGUCUGCCACUCGACGUAAAUCGAAUGCAAAACGGCCAGCGAGAGCUCAGUUGAAACAAGCUUCAACGUUCAAGGAACCAGAUAUGCGGCGCGCUGCGAUGAUUUCUAGCUCCACGGCUGCUCAUCAGUCAUUUCGUCCACGUAGCCCUAGUGCUCCCAGCAUUGGUAGCUCAGGCACCCAGAACCCUGCUCUCCCUCCAUUUCCUGUACCUGUUCGUUUCAGCUCUCGAAAACCAAGAGGUAGCAGUGAAGGAGCGCAGAGCCCAACCCCUUACAGGAACGGAAACAUGUCAGACCGUAUGGGAGAUGGCUUCAUCCGGAAAACUCGAUCAGCGGCUGUCGUUGCUCGAACUCAACCCAACGGAUAUCAAUCUCCGCCUACCAUUUCAACAUCAUCAGUUGCUCCAGACAGCCCGCAGUAUCCACCAAUGCCCCUUGAUGAGAUAACAGCUCAAACCAAGAAAAGCUUGCAGAAACGUACAAAUCGCCAGCCCUCCUCAAGCGCGCAUUCUCAUUCUCCAGGGGAUUCAAAUGCCACAAAUGUGCAACCGACGAGCGUCGUCGAUGCUAUUGCACAGACUAUGAUAGGGGGAUGGAUGUGGAAGUAUGUACGCAGGAGAAAGUCGUUUGGUAUGCCAGAGAAUUCAAAGGACGGAUGGGAAGCAGGCAAGAGCCCAGAGGAAGCAGCUGCAGCGGCUGCGAAUACGGGUGUCAGGCAUAAGAGGUGGGUGUGGCUGGCUCCGUAUGAGCGUGCUAUCAUGUGGAGUAGCAAGCAGCCCACAAGCGGCCCAGCUUUGUUGGGUAAGAGUGGUAGAAAAUUGGUCAUCCAAUCCGUCCUUGAUGUCAAAGAUGAGAACCCGCUGCCCAAGGGUGCCAGUCCACAGAACCAGGUUAACCGCUCAAUACUAAUUUUGACUCCCCAGAGAGCGUUGAAAUUCACCGCCAUGACGAUAGAACUCCACUUCAUCUGGUUGACUGCUCUGUCUUUCCUCAGCCAUUCUUCGAUGGCAAUGACUGAUCUUGCAGCUUUGCCUCCAGUGCCCCAGGAGGAGUAUACUCCCCGGCAACCUACAGCUGCACUCCGACGUAAUCCAAUUCGCGAUUCUAUAAGGGUAGCAAAAGGCAAAAGCCGUUCAAAUGGCAAAUCCAAGCGAUCUUUCGCAGUACAGCAGGCGGCUGUACCGGAGGUCCCGCACAUCGAAGGUUAUGGUGAUGAGCCCGUUGCUGAUGCCGCCGAUCCUCCAUACGUCCCGAGAUUUUCAUCGCAUACAAGGAAAAGGAGCAACACCGCUCCACGACCCGUCCCUAAUGCAUUCCGAAGCUUUUCCAAUCACACGACAGCAGCGGCGUCCACCUACAGUGCGACAACCGCUGGCUCAUCGGAUCUCCAGUCUCCUUCAUCUAUAGGCCCUCCCGGAAUCCACAGCGGUCAAAGUAGCUUCAGCCAUCGAACGUCGGAAGCCAGCGGGCCCAUCAAUGCCGGAACACCAAACUUUUUCGACGCUGUUGGCACGGUGAGAAUGGAGGCUUUUGUCGACAGAUCUGAAGUAUCUCGCCAGCGAGGUUAUCGUAACAGGUAUUAUGGCAAGAAGAGGAACCCUGUCUACUGGCCACAGAGUCCUGACACCGAUUUCCCACGCUCUGACGAUGGGAGCGAUAUCUUCUUCCGCCACGAUGACCCGUUCAAGGGAUUUUGAUAUAUAUUCCUUCCUCAAACCACACGUCUAAAAAGUACUUGUUCAAUUCCAUCUUGAUAAAUUUGUCCACCACGUAUGGACACCACUCUGACUAGACUUUGCGCACGGGGCUCCGGAGCCACUUGCCCUUCUCCCUUCCCUUUUCACCUUGGCCUUCUACUUGGGACCUGACUUUAUUGGGAAUAUCCGGACUCUCUUGGUACGCUGAGAAUCUUUUGCCAGUCGCACAACAUUUGAGUUGAGUAUUUCCUGGAUUUGGAAGAAUAACAUCGCUUCGUUUCCGCGUUGUUGGCUCUCAAGUGGCGGGAUUCUUGGUUCAUCACGCAUCUCCAGAGCCCCAACAGGUUAUUAUUGCUUUUUGUUCUGGCAGAGCUAUUAUUUUAGUAGCUAUGUAUUUUGAUACACCCUGGUCUAGGUUUUCUUUUUUCUUUUUUUUUUUUCGCCGUCGUCUCUUCUUAGCCUGUGGGAGGUUUGGCUGUAUAUUAUGUACUUCUAAUUUUAAAUUCAAAGAGCCACGCGGAGAUC